AUGCUGCUGCUCCUCGUCUUCGCCGCGUCCCGCCUCGCCCACGGUCGCCGCCUCGCCGACGUGGCCUUCCCCGACCUCAAUUUCAUCGUACUCGUCCUGAGUGUGCUUUGGUCCCACCUCUCCCCGCCGGGCUCCGCGGCGCGCCGGUGGGCCAGGUUCGCCAUUUGGGUCGCCAGCUCCUCCAUCACCUUGGGCAUCCCCUGGAGUUUGGUCAUGGUCGGGCCCCCGACUUUCGAGGCCGGUAUCUGGGGCAUUGCGGCCUUGAGCGUCUUGGGUCUACUCUACGUGCUCAUCUUUCACUAG
This is a messenger RNA of Miscanthus lutarioriparius, 303 nucleotides long. The record is from the annotation of a GenBank genome assembly. Lineage: Eukaryota; Viridiplantae; Streptophyta; Magnoliopsida; Poales; Poaceae.